Tachyglossus aculeatus (Australian echidna) is the source of this 905-nucleotide messenger RNA. RefSeq names its product interleukin 22 receptor subunit alpha 2 (gene IL22RA2). The transcript has 6 exons. The record is from RefSeq and is a predicted model, not a curated record. Lineage: Eukaryota; Metazoa; Chordata; Mammalia; Monotremata; Tachyglossidae. Gene Ontology annotation, molecular function: interleukin-22 receptor activity; protein binding. The coding region runs from base 1 to 666 and encodes 221 amino acids.
AUGGACCCCCCAAGAGUUAAAGAAAGUCGAACAAUCCCAGAAUUCAUUCAACCUCAUGAUGUAGAAUUCCAGUCAUUCAAUUUCAACAAUACUUUGCACUGGAAGAUUAAGCGAACUCAUGCCAGCCACAAAGCAGUCUACUUCGUACAGUACAAAAUGUAUGGGCAGAACUGGAAGAACAAGGAGGAAUGCUGGGGCAUUCACGAAGAUUUUUGUGACCUGACAAAUGAGACCUCUGCUGUUUGGGAUCCUUAUUAUGGGCGGGUGAGAGCUUCCUUAGCUGGUGUCUCUUCAGGCUGGUCCAUCAGCAGCCGGUUCAACCCCUGGUGGGACACAAAAGUAGGUCCUCCGUCCCACAUCAGAGUGUCACGCAGCAAUGGGCUCAUAUCGGUGACAUUCCAGGCUCCAAAUUCACCUUAUAAAAGUAAAAAUGGAAGCAACAUACCAAUGAGCAACUACCAUAGCCUGUCAUUCCGAGUCUAUCAAACAUCUGUGAUUCAUCACUCAUUGGAAAAGAAAAAGGUGUAUGAAGGGACGGACACAGUCUUUGUCAUAGAUGAUGUGGCGCCAUGGUCCAGCUUCUGUAUCAGGGCUAAAACGCACCUGUCCUUCUUAGACCACAAUAGCCCGGAAAGCAAGGAGACAUGCUCAGCCCCAGUGGAAUGAUAAGGAAGAAAGGCAGCAUUCACAGUGGUUUCAAGCAAUCAGUAUUUUUUAUGGCUUCGAACAUUUCUGGAUGUCGCUACAAAGUUGAAGACAGUGGAUGCAGCAGCCUGGUAGAAUGAAUUGGAUCCAAUUGAAAUGGAAGAUCAACUGGCUUAUAAACGACAGCAUUUCAUUUUAAAUCAAAUCAGUAUUAAAACACUUAACAUUGAAAGGGCAAAGUGUGAUCCUCUACAGAAGGA